AUGUGCUACUACGGAGGAUACUAUGGUGGCCUAGGCUAUGGCUAUGGAGGCCUGGGCUAUGGCUAUGGCUGUGGCUAUGGCUGUGGCUAUGGCUGUGGCUAUGGCUGUGGCUAUGGCUGUGGCUAUGGUGGCUAUGGGGGCUUUGGUGGCUAUGGUUAUGGCUGCUGCCGCCCACUCUGCUGUAGAAGGUACUGGUCCUGUGGAUUCUACUGA
Molecule: messenger RNA, 213 nt
Organism: Apodemus sylvaticus (European woodmouse)
Lineage: Eukaryota; Metazoa; Chordata; Mammalia; Rodentia; Muridae
Product: keratin-associated protein 20-2-like
Exons: 1
Coding region: 1-213 (70 amino acids)
Source: RefSeq, a predicted model, not a curated record